Molecule: messenger RNA, 1217 nt
Organism: Rhinichthys klamathensis goyatoka
Lineage: Eukaryota; Metazoa; Chordata; Actinopteri; Cypriniformes; Leuciscidae
Gene: tbcc
Product: tubulin folding cofactor C
Exons: 1
Coding region: 34-1101 (355 amino acids)
Biological process (GO): post-chaperonin tubulin folding pathway; tubulin complex assembly
Cellular component (GO): cytoplasm
Molecular function (GO): tubulin binding
Source: RefSeq, a predicted model, not a curated record
UGCGCGUUUACCACACCUCUUUAGAGAAGCAACAUGGCGGCACUAGGAGUGGAAGUUAAUGUGGCGAAUGAUGAAGGAGAAACAAAUACAGCUGUCAAUGUUCCCGAAAGCGUGUUACGAAGAGAUCAAGCGCGGCUGGAAGAGGCAGAGCGCCGGAGAAAUGUCAAGGAGAGCCAGACCGUGAAGGAAGAAAAGAGCGAUUUCUUCACGUCCACCUUUAAUGCUGAGAAGACGGCAGUCGAGGAGAUGCUCUCCAGCUCCAACAUCAGUGACCGCGAUAAAGCCGCAAAAACACUGGAGGAGGUCACUGUGAGAAUUCAACAGCUCCAGAAAUUUCUCAACGACAGCAUGUUGUUUCUAGCCCAAUAUGAAAUAAGACAGGCACAGGCAUCCAUGCAGAAACUCCAGAGCUCUCUUGAUGAGAAGAGGGACAUGGUGUUGCCUAAAAAGAAAUUCGCUUUCAGAUCCAGGAAUGCCGGAGCAAGUAAGCAGCCUGAACCGUGUAAACAAACUCCAGAUAAGUCUGCAUCUGAUGUUGGUGGUACUGUAGUAGUGGAUGCUGCAAUCUCUGUAUACCAGUGUGGAUUCUCUAAUGCUGAAAAUCAAGUCCUGAUCAUGCAAGCUGAGGAGAUCCAGCAAAAAGAUGUUCUGUUAUCUCAUCUGACAAACUGUAAAGUGAGACUUUAUGGCUGUCCGAGCACCCUGCACAUCAAGAAUGUCCGGAGCUGUGAGAUCCUCUGCGGGCCAGUGUCCAGCUCUGUGUUUGUUGACCAGUGCACUGACAGCACUUUAGUGUUCCCCUGUCAGCAGCUGCGCACCCAUAACACCACUGCCACUCAGAUAUAUGUCCAUGUGACCAGCCGGGCAAUUAUAGAGGAUUGUCGUGAGGUCAGGUUUGCACCAUUCACGUGGACCUAUCCAGGUAUUCAUGAUCAUUUCAAAGUAGCCGGACUUGAUCCAGACAGAAACAAUUGGACAGAUGUGGAUGAUUUCAAUUGGCUUGCUGCUGGCACACCUUCACCCAACUGGACUGUCAUUCCUGAGACUGAGAGAAUAAGUAGUUGGGAUUUUGUGGGACCAUCUAAAAAAACUUUGAUGUGAUUACAUUAUUGUGUGCUCAGUAAAAAUGAUGCUAAUAUUGAGAUGCCAUAAAAAUGGAAUGUUUCCCAGUUCCGCACUUACAAAGCUCAUUAAUUAAUUGAAUGUUGUAUUAAAAU